Molecule: messenger RNA, 1546 nt
Organism: Pseudoliparis swirei
Lineage: Eukaryota; Metazoa; Chordata; Actinopteri; Perciformes; Liparidae
Gene: odr4
Product: odr-4 GPCR localization factor homolog
Exons: 14
Coding region: 168-1499 (443 amino acids)
Biological process (GO): intracellular protein localization
Cellular component (GO): endomembrane system
Source: RefSeq, a predicted model, not a curated record
GGUACAUGGAGUUUUUCUUCUCUGCUGACGAACCGCUGCGAGCUGUCAGGACUGGCAUCAGGUCGCCUCCUGCUUCAUACCUGCUGCCUUCAGGUGCUCCACACGAGAGCUUCAGCUAGAGGUCCACACGACCCUCCAUCAGCCUCCACCAGCCUCCACCCGGCAGGAUGGGGCGCAGCUACAUAGUGGAGGAGGCCGUGGAGGGAUAUCUGACGAGACAGUGUGAACAACAAGCAGGUCCAGUCACAGGCCUGCUGAUUGGACAGAGCUCAACCCAGAGGGAGUUUGUCGUCAUGGCAACCCGGACGCCCCAGAGGGAGGAGCCUCCCGCAGCCGCCGCAGACUCUCCGGAUAAGGAGUGGGUGACGGAGCACGCUCGACAGGUGUCCCGGAUGCUGCCCGGCGGCCUGUCUGUGUUGGGAGUCUUUAUCGUCACCGACGUCGACGCCAAGGACACGCUCACCACACUCCGACAGCUCGUCUUCGCCGUGGAGAAGCUGAUCUCCUCCGAGCGUCUGUGGAGCCUCGCGGACGACGACGUCGCCGACUGCGUCGCGCUGCACGUCAACCCCAAAACCAGGAAAACCUUCUGCAGAACCUUCGACAUCAAAGACCCCAAGAGCGUGGCCAAGCCCGCCGACUGGCGGUACCAGGCGGGCGUGAGCUCCUCCUGGAGCUCGGUGUCCUGCAGCCUGAGCGUGGACCUGUUGGUGCCGCUGCCCGACGACAGCACCGGCCUGGAGGCCAUGGAUACAUGUCUAAAGGUGCCUUCACACCAAAAGCAAAACUAUUUUUCACGUCGCCCAAAACGCGAGGGACUCAGAGUGUGGGCGCGCCAGCUGGAAGGCGGAGUUUGCCUCCUCAACGGCAGGAAGCUGGCGGAGGACUGUGAGCUCGCAGGAGGACAGAAGAGGAACGUGAGACAGGCGUACACGGCUCAGCUGCUCGUCACGCCGGAUGAGCGGAGGUCCCCAGACGCGGUCCGGCGGUGUGGCGGCGGCCUUCGGCUCCGGGGGGCCGUCCACAGCAGAGCGUACCUGCACAGCAACAAACCCAAAGCCAAGCUGGCCGAGAAGCUGCUGAAGAGAGACGCCGUGUCUACGGUGGCCACGAGGGCUCAGAUGCUGCUGGAGGAGCUGCUGACGGCAGACGGGGAGAGCAGACAUCAGAGAGAGUUCUGUCUCCCCCGUCGAGUCUUCUGCCCGGUGACGGCGAGCGGGCCGGUGUGCGUGUGCGACUACCUCUUCGGUGACGAGGGCCUGGCGGAGGUGACCGACCGGCUGAAGGAGAUGCUGGACAUCGACGCCCAAGAGGGAGACCUGGACACCAGGCAGGAAACGCCCGCUGAGGUCCGAGAGAGAGAGGCGGCGGCAGAGCCCACCGAGGAAGCCAUUGAAGCGCCGGAGCCCAAGAAGAGCAGCUACAUUGGUGUUGCCAUGACUACCGUCGUCGCCCUUCUUGCCGCAGCUGCCUCGAUGCUCUACGUGAACGACGUUUGACGCUCACAGAUACACACACGGUUAAUAAAGCUUUGUUGUUAAGAUUU